Phragmites australis (common reed) is the source of this 865-nucleotide messenger RNA. RefSeq lists its product as uncharacterized. NCBI's taxonomy places the organism in Eukaryota, Viridiplantae, Streptophyta, Magnoliopsida, Poales, Poaceae. The coding region runs from base 11 to 649 and encodes 212 amino acids. The transcript has 3 exons. The record is from RefSeq and is a predicted model, not a curated record.
GCAUGCAUGCAUGCUCUCAGUGCAACCCAUUAUAUAUGCUCAAUCUUCUUCCACUUCCGGCACCACGCUCCACAUCGUGGCCAUGGCCAAGCUUGAAAGCUUGUCAAGAACAAUGGCGUCGGGUUCCGGACCGCUCUUCCUGAUGGCGUGCGUCCUUUGCUGCUUGCUCUCUUGCUGCAAACCAGAUGGAGCAGCCGCCUUCCAUGGCCAGACGAGAGACACUGCAGACAUCGUCGGAAGAGCCCUGUUCUGCUUCAACGACCGCUACAUCUACAGCGGGUGCCAAGGAUCGCUGCGCCUGGGCCCGCAAGGCGCUCUGGACGUGCCACCGGCGUCGACGGAGGCGUUCUGCGGCGGACCGUGCCUGGCGGAGACGGAGCUCGUGCUCCGCUGCAUCGGCGACAUCAUGGACAGCUUCCACUUCUACAACGGCGCCUCCGUCGGCGACGUCCGCUUCGCGCUGGACCGCGGGUGCGGCCACACGGGCCUCCGGGGCGACUUCGACGUGCUGCAGCGCCUCGGGGGCGACGGCUACCACGGCGACGGCUACUACUACGGCCGCGGGAGCAGCGCGCGGUUCGUCUCUCCUGGCAACAACCUGAUGCCGCCGCUGCUGUUGAGCGUCGCGGUAGUGCUGUUGUGUGGGUGAUUCGCGAUUGAAGCGCAGCUACACAGGUCGGUGUGAGUUCUGAAGUGGUGAUUGCGAACAGCUGCAGCGUUUGGGACUUGAUGCUUUUGACAUACUGAUAGCUAGACAGGUCGGUGUUAAUCUGUCGCAGAAUUCUGUGAAUAGCUUUUUUUUUUUUUACUGCAAUAGUAUUCACUACUACAAUGCUCUAUCAUUGUCGGUCGGAAAAAAUCGUUA